GUCGUGCCUUCCCCCCUGCCCUUGUCACCCAUGGGUGUAUAUAUACCCCCAUACACACCAUCUCGGCAGACUGUUCAGUGGAACCCCUGCGACACACAGUUCACCAGUUUGGGUACUACAACAAAACAAGACAAAAUGGCUCUGACAAACCCCAUGCCCAUGGGCCCUUGGAAGAUCACCGUGUACGAUCAGGAGUACUUCCAGGGCAGGCGUAUGGAGUUCACCGCCUGCUGCCAGAACAUCAUGGAGUGUGGGAUGGAGAACAUCCGCUCCCUGAAGGUCGAGUGUGGCGCCUGGGUAGGCUACGAGCACUCCAGCUUCUGCGGCCAGCAGUUUGUCCUGGAGAAGGGAGACUACCCUCGCUUUGAGGCCUACAGUGGCAGCAACUCCUACCGCAUUGAGAGGAUGAUCUCCUUCAGGCCCAUCUGCUGUGCUAACCACAAGGAGUCUCGCAUGACCAUCUUCGAGAUGGAGAACAUGACUGGUCGUCAGUUCGAGCUGUGUGAUGACUACCCCUCACUGCAGGCCAUGGGCUGGAUGAACAACGAGGUUGGAUCCAUGCACAUUCAGUGUGGAGCCUUUGUGUGCUACCAGUACCCUGGUUACCGUGGCUACCAGUACAUCAUGGAGUGUGACUGUCGCGGAGGAGAGUACAAGUGUUAUCGUGAGUUUGGUUCCCACUCCCAGACUCCCCAGAUUCAGUCCAUCAGGAGGAUCCAGCACUGAGAGGGCAGGGCUUCCAUCACACUUCCUUAUCUCCUCCUCCUCUUCUCCUUCCUCCUGCACUUCCACCCCUCCUUCUCUUCCUCUUCUCCCCCAACCCCCAUCUCCCCGGCUCCGUUGGUCAAAGCAGGAUCCCGGGCUGGACUUCAGGUGCUUACUGGUGUCAGUUGUUCACAGCACUUUUGCAUUUUUUAAAGAAACAUCACAAAAGAAAAGAAAGAUGUAAGAAAGACAGAACAUAGGAAUGACAGAUUUCUCUUUUUCGUCUCCACCAUUGAUGGCAUCACCAUCAUCAUCAUCAUGGUCAUCAUUGUCUUCUACAUCAUCACGAUCACCAGUCUUGCUGUUACUGUUCCAUGGCUGCCUGUGUUCAAGACGAUGAAUAAAGAGAAUGAGCAAAGAAACAGAGAUAUUCACAA
Etheostoma spectabile (orangethroat darter) is the source of this 1142-nucleotide messenger RNA. It is a transcript of the gene cryba1b, whose product is annotated as crystallin, beta A1b. The coding region runs from base 31 to 726 and encodes 231 amino acids. Gene Ontology annotation, biological process: lens development in camera-type eye; visual perception. The transcript is spliced from 6 exons. Gene Ontology annotation, molecular function: structural constituent of eye lens. The record is from RefSeq and is a predicted model, not a curated record. NCBI's taxonomy places the organism in Eukaryota, Metazoa, Chordata, Actinopteri, Perciformes, Percidae.